Molecule: messenger RNA, 447 nt
Organism: Puccinia triticina
Lineage: Eukaryota; Fungi; Basidiomycota; Pucciniomycetes; Pucciniales; Pucciniaceae
Exons: 2
Coding region: 1-447 (148 amino acids)
Source: RefSeq, a predicted model, not a curated record
AUGGCCCAACAACUGAGCGAUAUGGGCCGCGUUUCACCCAUCUCUGAGUGGCACAUCGCAGCUUCCCCAUGGGCGCCGUUUCUUCCAGGCGCAAGGCCGGAGGUUCCUGCCGAGGACGUGGGAGAGACAAUGGCCGAGGACUGGGCGGCGGUGCCUUACGAGGAUAUGGGGGAGGAUGGGAUGCCGAGCAUCCGCGCGGACUGGCGCCUUCUGGACGCCGCCCCCUUUGCGCCCGGCGCUCCUCACCAGCCCCGUCCUCGAGCGGCCAGCGAGAGCCCGCCGUCGGGCCAUCCCGAGGCGCUCCCGGAGGCGCCCGGCCAAGAGGUGCCUAAUACCCCCGACGCAGCGGCCGCUGAGCAUUCGCAGGCCAUCCAUCAUCAGACUGGCAGCCAUGCGCCGCUCGGAACGGAAUACCCCGCCGCACACCCGGCGCCGAUCCCGGCCUGA